Molecule: messenger RNA, 1182 nt
Organism: Aspergillus nidulans FGSC A4
Lineage: Eukaryota; Fungi; Ascomycota; Eurotiomycetes; Eurotiales; Aspergillaceae
Product: Zn(II)2Cys6 transcription factor domain-containing protein
Exons: 3
Coding region: 1-1182 (393 amino acids)
Biological process (GO): regulation of DNA-templated transcription; DNA-templated transcription
Cellular component (GO): nucleus
Molecular function (GO): DNA-binding transcription factor activity, RNA polymerase II-specific; DNA binding; zinc ion binding
Source: RefSeq, a predicted model, not a curated record
AUGCUGCGGCGCAGCCACAAGAAGUCCCGGGAUGGGUGUGUGGAAUGCAAGCGACGGCACGUCAAGUGCGACGAACAGCGGCCAAGAUGCCUACUAUGCACCAUGUCAAGCCGGGAAUGCAGCUUUGCAUCGGAAGCCCUAACACCAGCAGAGCCGUCCUCCACGGCUCUCAGAAGCCCAAGACCCUCUCCUUCUUGGGAUCAGAAUGAAGGGCAGGGUAAUGCUCGCGCCCAGAGCAUAGAAGACCCGAUAAACCUCCAACACACCGAACUCCUCAUCCAUCUGACCUCUUCCCGAGCGACAGAUGUAUUCAGUCUCGGCGACGGCUUCGAGCCUUAUCAGGCGACUGUGUCAGUGGUACUUGGCAUUGGGCUGACCUCGCCGUAUCUUCUCUACCAACUGCUCGCCUUCUCAGCAAGACACCUGGCGUACCUACGCCCCGACAAGAGAGCAUACCAUCUGCAUCAAGCGACCAGCCUGCAAACACAGGCACUCUCGCUGUUUAACGCAGGGAAAGUCCAGAUCACUGCGUCUAACUGUGUCGCGGUUUGUCUUUUCUCGGUUGUUCUAGGUCACCAUCUUCUAACCGAUACGCUUACCCUCGCGCUAUCAGUAAGCGAUCAGCCUCCAGGCUGCCGUGGCAUUGGCUUAGAUUCGUUCUUGAAUCGUUACAUCCAGUGCCUCGAGACGCAUCGAGGGGUGUACACGGUGGCCAUGGGUGGUUGGCCCCUUCUCAUGGAGACAGAGCUCGCUCCGGUCCUAUCGCGAAGCCGGGCUUUCACGUCACAAGAGCCGAAAGGCGAUGAGUGUCAACAGUUGCAAGCCCUGAUCGUCAGCUCAGUCAGUCUCGAGCAGGAAGAGAAGGAGGCAUGUCAGCAGGCAAUCAGAUACUUGCAACUCGGGUUCGAUGCUCUUUCCACGGGGGAGAACGAGAAUAUGCGCUAUCAGAUGCUCUUUUUGUGGAAUGUACUUGUCCCGUCUGAGUUCAGUAGCUUGCUGGCGAAGAAGCGAGCACAGGCUCUUGUUAUCUUAGCUUACUACGCAUUGUUGCUGCACCACGGGCGACAUAUAUGGCAGGUCGGAGAGGCAGGGCAGCACAUCCUUGGGAUGAUCGAAGAGUAUCUCGGACCAGAGUGGAGUCCAUGGCUCGAGUAUCCUCGACUGGGUAUGAGGUUUGGGUAA